Panicum virgatum (switchgrass) is the source of this 870-nucleotide messenger RNA. Its product is annotated as pectinesterase inhibitor 28-like. The record is from RefSeq and is a predicted model, not a curated record. Lineage: Eukaryota; Viridiplantae; Streptophyta; Magnoliopsida; Poales; Poaceae. Bases 1 to 870 code for a protein of 289 amino acids. The transcript is spliced from 2 exons. Gene Ontology annotation, molecular function: enzyme inhibitor activity.
AUGGGAAAGGGCGCCCCCCUGGAGAUCGAGCGCGACAACCCCAGCGGGAUCCAGUCGCAGGCGAGGCGGUGCGGGGGAGGCGGUGCGGCAGCCCGCCGCGGCCCCACCCACAGCGAGAGCGCCGCGGCGCAGCGACCGAGCCGGCAGCCCAAGACCCGCGUCGGGUAUCUCCCCUCCACGUGUCGCUCGGAGAACGUCCGAACGCCUUCAGCUCUCCUUCCAGGGUCUAUAGGAGUAAGAGAUCUGAUUGAUGAAACACCUGAGAACCACGGUGGCUACAUGCAGAGCGGCAUAGCCAAAAAUUUCGCCAUGGCCUCCCUCCAAGCUCUCUUGUGCGCCGCCGCUCUCCUCCUGCUCGUCCUGGACGCGCGCGCGGCCUCCGCCACGCUGGUCCAGGACAAGUGCGAGAGCUACGCCGGCGGCGACCGGAGCAGCUACGACUACUGCGUCUGGAAGCUGGGGCGCGACGCGGGCAGCGCCAGCGCCGACGCGCGCGGCCUCGCCGCCAUCGCGGCGAGGAUGGCGAGGGCGUCGGCCAAGGACACGGGGGACAGGAUCGCCCGGAUGCAGGCGAACGAGACGGUCCCGGCGCGGCGGGACUGCCUGGCCGCGUGCGCUGCCGAGUACGCCGCCGCCGUGCGCCGGCUCGGGCGCGCCGCGAGGGGCGCCGCGCGGGGCGGCGGCGCGGGCCUGCAGCGGGCGCAGACGCUGCUCGCGGAGGCGGCGGGCACCCCCGCGCGCUGCGAUGGCGCGUUCGCGGCCGCCGGGCAGGACUCGCCGCUGGCCGGCGCGGACCGCGGGCUCGACGACGAGAUCGAGCUGGCCCUGUCCCUCCUGCCCUCGACGCCGCCGGCGCCGCCGGUUAAUUAG